GCUGUACAGCUGGCAAUUAUACUCUCGGUCUCCGCUCUCACUCACUUUAAUUGGCACCUCGUUGGCCUCAAAUUGAACCCAGGCUUUAGAUGCUCGCAUUAACGCGGCUUGUGGAUUAAUAAUUUGAUUUUUUGUCUCAUUUUUGGCGCUGGUUCAACUUUCGACAAAGAUCUUUUUCAUCGGAGCUGCCCACUCUCCGUUGGGACCGUUAUAACCUCCUCAGCCGGCAAGACAAGUGGUUCCAAUGGACAGAUUCAAGCAUCGAUCUCAGUUGUCCAUCUUGUUACUAGGCCUGUUACUACCAUCAUGCUUCUUCCAAACCACACCACAGCCCUCAGUGUCCCCCUGCCCUCCCCCUCCUCCUCUCAGGCCGAUCGGCUCCGGGUGCGACUGACGGGAUACCCCCGAAAACACAAUGAGGGGCGGGUAGAGCUCUUUUAUAAGGGCGAGUGGGGCACUAUCUGUGACGACGACUUCUCUAUUCAAAACGCCAAUGUCCUCUGUCGACAACUGGGCUUUGUCUCUGCCACUGGAUGGACCCACAGCGCCAAGUACGGCAAAGGACAAGGUAAAAUCUGGCUGGACAAUGUAAACUGUAAUGGUGGAGAGAAAAGCAUUGAAAACUGUAGAUCUCGCGGUUGGGGAAACAGUGACUGCACCCACGAUGAAGAUGCUGGGGUGGUGUGCAAAGAUGAGAGGAUCCCCGGCUUUGUCGACUCAAACGUCAUUGAUGCCCAGGUGGAUGAGAACAAGAUUGAGGAGGUGCGGCUGCGUCCCGUGGUGAACAUGGCAAAGAAGAAGCGCCCGGUCACAGAGGGGGUGGUGGAGGUGCGGUACAAGGAUGGCUGGGCGCAGGUCUGUGAUGUGGGCUGGACCAUCAAAAACACGCGUGUGGUCUGCGGCAUGCUGGGGUUCCCACACGAGAGGAAAGUCAACAAGAACUUCUACAAGCUGUAUUUGGAGCGUCAGAAGAGUUACUACCAUGUUCACUCUGUGGCCUGCACCGGGACAGAAGAGCAUCUCGCCGCUUGCCCCCUUGAGUUCAACAAACCCAACACCACCUUCAACUGUGGGGGGUCUGCCGCUGUGGUCAGCUGUAUGCCCGGACCACUCUUCAUGCAGAACACUGGGCUCAAGAAGAAACUCAAAACUUCUACCAACGUGCGUCUGAAGGGAGGAGCGAAGGUGGGUGAGGGGCGGGUGGAGGUGCUCAAAGGUUCGGAGUGGGGCACAGUGUGUGAUGACCGGUGGAACCUGCUGUCAGCCAGUGUCGUGUGCAGAGAGCUGGGCUUUGGCAGUGCCAAGGAGGCUCUGACCGGGGCACGCAUGGGGCAAGGAAUGGGUCCGAUCUACAUGAAUGAGGUGAAGUGCGCAGGGACAGAAAAGUCAAUCUGGAAUUGUCCCUUUAAAAACAUCACAUCUGAAGACUGUCAACACACAGAGGACGCUGCUGUGCGCUGCAACGUGCCCUACCUCGGUUUGGAGAACUCGAUCCGCCUCACGGGGGGCAGGACACGAUACGAGGGUCGCGUGGAGCUGCUCAUCUCAGAUGCUAAUGGCACCGAGAGCUGGGGACUGAUCUGUGGAGAGGCCUGGACCAACAAAGAGGCAACUGUGGCCUGUAGGCAGCUGGGGCUCGGCUACGCUAACCAGGCUAACCAAGAAACAUGGUAUUGGGACAGCAGUAAUGUGACUGAGAUGGUGCUGAGUGGAGUGAAGUGCACUGGUAGUGAGAUGUCUCUGAGUCAGUGUCAACAUCACAAAACUGUGAGCUGCCAGAGAGCUGCUGCUAAGUUCGCCGCUGGAGUCAUCUGUUCCGAGACGGCAUCUGACCUGAUCCUGAAUGCCCCCCUGGUGCAGCAGACUGUGUACAUAGAGGAUCGGCCUCUGCACAUGUUGUACUGUGCAGCUGAGGAGGACUGUCUGUCUAAAACUGCUGCAAAAGCAAACUGGCCGUAUGGACAUAGACGGCUGCUGCGCUUCUCCUCACAGAUUCACAACAUCGGCCGAGCUGACUUCAGACCCAAAGCAGGGCGCCACUCAUGGGUCUGGCACGCCUGUCACGGUCACUACCACAGCAUGGACAUCUUCACUCACUAUGACCUGUUAAACUCCAACGGCACCAAAGUGGCAGAGGGACACAAAGCCAGCUUCUGCCUGGAGGACACAGACUGCCAAGAAGGCGUUUCUAAGAGGUACGAGUGUGCUAACUUUGGGGACCAGGGCAUCACGGUGGGCUGCUGGGACUUGUACCGCCACGACAUCGACUGUCAGUGGAUCGACAUCACUGACGUCAAACCUGGAAACUACAUUCUACAGAUUGUGAUAAAUCCAAAUCAUGAAGUGGCAGAGAGCGACUUCACCAACAACGCCAUGAAGUGCAACUGUAAAUAUGACGGACAUCGGAUCUGGCUCCACAACUGUCACACAGGUGAUGCCUUCAGUGAAGAAGCAGAGAAGAAGUUUGAGAAAUACCCUGGUCAGACCAACAACCAGAUUUCAUAAUCAGAAAUAACAUUAGUUUUAGUAACUCAGCAGAAGGUGAAUUUUGUAAGAUUUUAUACUUGAAUAUUCAAGUGCUAUUAAGUCAAUUCACGGGUUUCAGUGUGAUUAAAAAAACAUUGUUGUUGUUGUAGCAAAUGACAAUUAAAAUGAUGGAAAGCUCUCAAAAUGGUGCCUAUAUACACAGAAAGGAGAAACCCAUGAAAAUGUCUCCAACAGGAUUUUAGUGAAUAGUCUGUACAUGAGUUUGAAUGUUUCAUCAAGGCUUUAAAAUGUCAGAUGUUUACACAGAAAAAACAAAAGUAUUAGUAAUUUUUUGUUAUCAUGUUGUUUUGAAUGAGAGUACUGCUCAAUGGAGUUUUACAAUUGUCAGUUCAGUUUUUGUAAUAUCUGAUUUCUAGUGAUUUUUCCUCCACUGAUAAAUUGUGUAUGUAUUUAUUUGAAAUGAAGGUGCUCUGAAGUCAAUUUGAAGCCGCUGUAGAGUUAUUUUUGUUUUAUAAAGUUUCAUGGUCUAGAAAAACUACCAAUUUAAAAUACAGUUAUGAUAUAAAACAGAUGUAACAUUCUUCACAAAAUAAAAUGAUCUCAACUAC
Molecule: messenger RNA, 3095 nt
Organism: Boleophthalmus pectinirostris (great blue-spotted mudskipper)
Lineage: Eukaryota; Metazoa; Chordata; Actinopteri; Gobiiformes; Gobiidae
Gene: loxl3b
Product: lysyl oxidase-like 3b
Exons: 14
Coding region: 307-2505 (732 amino acids)
Biological process (GO): peptidyl-lysine oxidation
Cellular component (GO): membrane
Molecular function (GO): protein-lysine 6-oxidase activity; copper ion binding
Source: RefSeq, a predicted model, not a curated record